Rotaria sordida is the source of this 968-nucleotide messenger RNA. NCBI's taxonomy places the organism in Eukaryota, Metazoa, Rotifera, Eurotatoria, Philodinida, Philodinidae. The record is from the annotation of a GenBank genome assembly.
AUGGUCGAUGCUCUUUAUACUUUUGCUCGUUAUGUUUAUGAUUGUGGUGAUUAUUCUCGAGCAGCUACAAAUUUAGGUCUCUAUCGUGCUCUUGUACCAAGUACCGAUAAAAAUAUAAUGUCAUGUCUAUGGGGUAAAUUAGCAUCAGAAAUUUUAAUGCAACGUUGGGAUGAUGCAUAUGAUGAUUUAAAUCAAUUAAAAGAAGCAAUUGAAACAAGUAGUUCUCGUUCACCAUUAGAUUUAUUACAUCAACGUACAUGGUUUAUUCAUUGGUCAUUAUUUGUUUAUUUUAAUCAUCCAAAAGGACGUGAUGAUCUUGUUCAAUUAUUUCUUGGUUCAACAACAUCAACAGCAAAUCAAACAAAUGCUUAUUUAAAUACAUUACAAACAGCAUCACCACAUUUAUUACGUUAUUUAGCUGCAGCUGUUAUUAUUAAUCCAAGAAAAAAAAAUGAACGAACAUUAAAAGAACUUGUUAAAGUUAUUCAACAGGAAUCAUAUGCAUUUCGUGAUCCAAUAACUGAAUUUCUUGAAUGUCUUUAUGUUCAUUUUGAUUUUGAUGGUGCACAACAAAAAUUACGUGAUUGUACAGCUGUACUUAAUAAUGAUUUUUUUCUUAUUGGUUGUACUGAUGAAUUUAUGGAAAAUGCUCGUUUACUUAUAUUCGAAACAUUUUGUCGUAUUCAUCAUUGUAUUACAAUUGAUAUGUUAGCAGAAAAAUUAAAUAUGGGUACAGAAGAAGCUGAACGAUGGAUUGUUAAUUUAAUACGUAAUGCAAGUUUAGAUGCAAAAAUUGAUUCACAAAAAGGCAUUGUUGUUAUGGGUUCACAAGCAUUAUCACCAUAUCAAAUAAUUAUUGAAAAAACAAAGAAUUUAUUUAAUAGAACACAAUUAUUAACACAAAAUAGUGAAAAAAAACGAGAUACAAAUGCUAAUUGGAGUAAUCAUCAAACACAACAACCACAAGC